Molecule: messenger RNA, 1194 nt
Organism: Caenorhabditis sp. 36 PRJEB53466
Lineage: Eukaryota; Metazoa; Nematoda; Chromadorea; Rhabditida; Rhabditidae
Source: the annotation of a GenBank genome assembly
AUGGUUGAGAAUCCAUCGUCAUCGUCUUCUGCGCUGCCCUCAGAACCCCUCCAAGGCCCUAACGUCGAUCAGAAGCCAUCAGUUUUGGUGCUGGGAAUGGCGGGCUCCGGAAAGACGACGUUCGUGCAGAGACUGACCGCGUUUCUGCAUGCGCGCAAGACUCCUCCGUACGUCAUCAAUCUGGAUCCGGCAGUGAGCAAAGUACCGUAUCCGGUUAAUGUGGAUAUCCGAGAUACGGUCAAGUACAAGGAAGUGAUGAAAGAAUUCGGAAUGGGACCGAACGGAGCCAUCAUGACUUGCCUCAAUCUGAUGUGCACCCGUUUCGACAAAGUAUGCCGAAUUAGUGAUUGCUCUUCACCGGGAAACUGUUUUCAGGUCAUCGAACUGAUCAACAAGCGUUCUUCUGAUUUCUCCGUCUGCCUGCUGGAUACUCCCGGACAGAUCGAGGCAUUCACGUGGAGUGCCAGUGGAUCCAUCAUCACGGACUCUCUCGCAAGCAGCCAUCCGACCGUCGUCAUGUACAUCGUCGACUCUGCGCGAGCCACCAAUCCGACAACUUUCAUGUCCAACAUGCUCUACGCGUGCUCCAUUCUCUACCGUACCAAACUGCCGUUCAUUGUUGUUUUCAACAAGGUAACCCGCCUGAUAUUCUCAGAAAAGACAGCAGUCAUCCUAUUUGCAGGCUGAUAUUGUGAAACCGACAUUCGCUCUCAAAUGGAUGCAAGAUUUUGAACGUUUCGAUGAAGCUCUCGAGGACACCCGCAGCAGUUACAUGAAUGAUUUGAGCCGGUCUUUGAGUCUGGUGCUCGAUGAGUUCUAUUGUGGGCUCAAGACCGUUUGUGUCAGCUCAGCGACGGGAGAAGGGUUCGAAGACGUUAUGAAAGCGAUCGAUGAGAGUGUGGAGGCGUAUAAGAAAGAUUACGUUCCGAUGUACGAGAAAGUUCUGGCAGAAAAAAGGGAGCUGGAUGAGAAGGAGAAAAAGAAGAGAGAAGAAGAAGUGAGAAAGAAUGGAAUGAAGAAAACGGAAUAAGUGAUUGUUUUCAGGUUCUGAAAGGAAAACCGCUGCACGAUCUGAGAAAGCCAGGAGGCGACGACGUGAUGCUCGAAACGGAGCUCAACUCGAAAGUCGAUCGGAUCCAUUUGGGCGGUGUCGACGAAGAAAAUGAAGAGGACGCGGACAUAGAAAGAGUUUGA